Salvia hispanica is the source of this 3208-nucleotide messenger RNA. RefSeq names its product copper-transporting ATPase PAA1, chloroplastic. Gene Ontology annotation, cellular component: membrane. Gene Ontology annotation, molecular function: ATP hydrolysis activity; ATP binding; copper ion binding. The record is from RefSeq and is a predicted model, not a curated record. Gene Ontology annotation, biological process: monoatomic cation transport; copper ion homeostasis. NCBI's taxonomy places the organism in Eukaryota, Viridiplantae, Streptophyta, Magnoliopsida, Lamiales, Lamiaceae.
AAACGUGCUUAUCUCGGAAAACGGAUUACGCCCCACGUGCUUCACUCCUUCUCUCUCUCAUUAGCCACAGAAGAAGAAGAAGGAGGAUCGGCCGAUCAACUCUCAUCAACACACACACACACACACAUACUUCCACGUAUCCUCUGAAUCGAGGAGGAAUCGGAGAUGGAGUCAACAAUGCUCUCAAUCAGCGCUUCCACGGCGUCGAUUUUGCUCCUCUCCAAGUCUCGCAAUCCCCAUUCUACCCCGCUCGUUGCUCACCUCCACCGCCGAUUCUCCUCCACUCUCCCCGUGCAGCUCGCUCACCUCCAGCUCAGGCGCUGCGCCGACGCCUCCGCCCGAUCCGCGGUGCUGCGCCCGAACCGGUCGCAGUUCUCCGCUAGGUAUUCGGCGUCGAGUGCGUCCGGCGGCGGCGGAUUUGGCGGAGGCGGCGCCGGAGGCGGAGGUGGAGGCGGAGGCGAUGGAUCGCCGGAGAGUGGCGAUGCUAAGCCUGGCGCUGUGGCUGCUGGAGCGGCCGAUGUUGCUGCUUUGAGUUCGGAUGUUAUUAUUCUGGAUGUUGGAGGGAUGACAUGUGGAGGAUGUGCGGCGAAAGUGAGGAGAAUUUUAGAAAAUCAACCACAGGUUUCUUCAGCUAGUGUAAACCUGACGACAGAGACAGCAAUUGUAUGGCCUGUUUCUGAAGCCAAGGCAGGACCAAACUGGAAAAAGGAAAUCGGAGAAGCUCUUGCAAAGCAUUUAAGCAGCUGUGGUUUCACAUCAAACCUCAGAGAUUUGAGAAGAAUGAACUUCCAUGAGACAUUUGAGAAGAAAAUGAAUGAGAAGCAUGCAAUGUUAAAAGAAAGUGGUCGCGGUCUUGUUGUUUCUUGGGCUCUCUGCGCUGUGUGCAUCUUUGGCCAUAUUUCUCAUUUCUUUGGAGCUAGCGCUCCAUGGAUCCAUGCAUUGCACUCGACGGGAUUCCAUAUGUCUUUGUCUCUCUUUACCCUGCUUGUUCCCGGGCGCCAACUUAUUACAGAUGGUUUGAAAAGUCUACUCAGAGGGGCCCCAAAUAUGAAUACUCUAGUUGGUCUUGGUGCUUUAUCAUCCUUUUCUGUCAGCACAAUAGCAGCCUUAGUGCCAAAACUGGGAUGGAAGACAUUUUUUGAAGAGCCAAUUAUGUUGAUAGCAUUCGUCCUACUUGGAAGAAAUCUUGAACAGCGAGCUAAGAUAAAAGCAACAAGUGAUAUGACCAGCCUUCUUAGUAUUAUACCAUCUAAAGCUCGUCUUGUGAUUAAUGGUGAUGAAGAAGAGUCCAUCUCAACUGUUGAAGUACCUUCUAACAGUCUUUCCGUGGGAGAUCAUAUUGUUGUCUUGCCUGGUGAUCGCAUACCAGCUGAUGGAAUUGUUACAGCAGGCAGAAGCAGUGUUGAUGAGUCGAGCUUUACUGGGGAACCUCUUCCUGUCACUAAAUUACCUGGGGCCGACGUUGCAGCUGGAAGCAUAAACCUAAAUGGAAAAAUUACCAUUGAGGUUCGCAGGCCAGGUGGUGAAACUGCAAUUGGAGAUAUUUUCCGAUUGGUCGAAGAAGCACAGACCCGAGAAGCUCCUGUACAACGGUUGGCUGACAAGGUUGCUGGACAUUUUAGUUACGGAGUAAUGGCGCUUUCUGCUGCCACAUUUAUGUUCUGGAAUCUUUUUGGUUCACGAAUUCUUCCAGCAGCUAUUCACCAAGGAAAUACCAUGUCAUUAGCAUUGCAGCUCUCAUGUAGUGUUUUGGUUGUGGCAUGUCCUUGUGCUCUUGGGUUAGCAACACCUACAGCAGUUCUGGUUGGAACAUCACUGGGUGCUACAAAAGGGCUACUUUUGCGUGGUGGAAGUAUCUUAGAAAGAUUUUCAUCUGUUAACACAAUUGUAUUUGAUAAAACAGGGACGUUAACAAUUGGAAGGCCUGUUGUGAAAAAAGUAGUGACACAAGGCUCUCAGGCCGAUAAACCUCCAGAGUUAAAUUCUGCUUCAAAUUAUAACUGGUCUGAAGUAGACAUUCUGAAGUUGGCAGCUGGAGUCGAAUCAAGUACAAUACAUCCAAUUGGAAAAGCAAUUGUUGAGGCUGCAAAGGCUCGGAACUGUCUGAAUGUAAAGGUAGCCGAAGGAACUUUUUUUGAGGAACCUGGAUCUGGAGCUGUGGCAACUGUUGAUAUGAAAAAGGUAGCUGUUGGUACGAUGGAAUGGGUUCAAAGGCACGGAGUAGUUGGUGAUAGUCCUUUCCAUGAAGCUGAAGAGUUUAGAAAUCAAUCAGUUGUGUAUGUUGGUAUAGAUGGUAUUCUUGCUGGAGUAAUUUAUGUCGAGGAUCAAAUCAGAGAAGAUGCCAGGCAUGUGAUAGAAUCAUUGACUCAGCAAGGAAUCAAUACAUAUUUGCUUUCUGGUGACAAAAGAAGUGCUGCUGAAUACGUGGCUUCUGCUGUUGGUAUUCCAAGAAACAGGGUUUUGUCUGGAGUCAAACCUGAUGAAAAAAAGAACUUCAUUAGCAGACUUCAGGAAGGCCAGAAUGUUGUUGCUAUGGUUGGUGAUGGAAUCAAUGAUGCAGCUGCCCUUGCAUCAUCUCAUGUUGGAAUUGCCAUUGGUGGUGGUGUUGGGGCUGCUAGUGAGGUGUCCUCUAUUGUCCUAAUGCAGAACAGGUUGUCCCAGUUACUUGAUGCACUGGAGCUGAGUAGACUUACCAUGAAAACUGUGAAGCAAAAUCUUUGGUGGGCAUUUGCAUACAACAUUGUAGGAAUCCCCGUAGCAGCUGGAACGCUGCUGCCUGUGACCGGAACCAUGCUAUCACCUUCGAUCGCAGGGGCACUUAUGGGGUUGAGUUCAAUUGGUGUGAUGUCGAACUCAUUGCUUCUCAGAAUGAGGUUUAAAUCGAUAGGGAAAGAUAUAUACAAGUUACCACUUUACGUCAAGCCCCCUUCAGACGCUGAGAAAACUGGGGACGGAGAAGCAAGAUUGCAACACCCGUAUCCAGCUGCUAGAUGAUAUGAGAUGAAGCGGUGAAUGGUUUUCUAAAGGUGUGGGAAGUCAAGUGGCUGAAUCUUGAAUCUUGCUAGCUCUAUAAAGCCAAGAUUAUUCAUUCUUUAGGGCUGUUUACUUUUGUGGGUUAGCUUUAUAGAUAAUAAAUUAGCAUAGGGUCGUUUACGUCGUGGUAUUCUCGAUACUUUUGAUCAUUUCUAUCAAAGUUAACAUUCAUUUA